GAACUGUGGAAACGAAGAGCGUGGCAGAUAGGAUUUCAGAGAACAAUGCUGCUAAACUGCAAGAGAAAGCUGAACCAGGCAUUGCAGUGAAACAGGAAGAAGGACAGCCAGAGAACGUGGCUCCUGAAAAGCCUGCAGUAUCUGAAAAUGGUGAAGUACCUAAUGAUCUUCCACCUCAGCCCAUCCAAAGACGUGUUCCCCGUCCUAGCACUGCAAGACCAGCACCACCCCGAGUAAAACGUCAGGAAAGCACAGAGGCCUUACUUCCAGAAAGGAGCGGUAGUGGUAAAACAGUCUCAAACGUGAUCACAGACCGGCAGACUUCUGAUGAUGAUGAUGACCAGUUUGUGGUGGAGGCAGCACUGCCGCUGCCAGAAAUGCCAGAAGUGGAAAUGGAGCCAGAAGUGGAGCUGGUUGAGGAUGAAAAGCAUGGUGGGCUUGUAAAAAGAAUCCUAGAAACUAAGAAAGAUUAUGAGGCAUCACAGAAAGCAUCAGCGACAACAGAGAGGGAGAAGCCCUACGUAUCGGAAGCAGCUAGGAAGAAAGAGAGAGACUUGGUAGCCAAAGAAAUUGAGAAGUUUCAGGUCUCUAUUCAGACUCUGUGCCGGAGUGCCCUGACACUUGGCAGGAUCAUGGAUUACAUUCAAGAAGACAUGGAUGCCAUGAAGAACGAGUUGCAGAUGUGGCAAGACGAGAACAGACAGCACGCAGAAGCUCUGCAGAAAGAGCAAAGCAUCACAGACAGUGCUGUAGAGCCAUUAAAAGCUGAGCUGGCUGAACUGGAACAGCUGAUUAAAGACCAGCAAGACAAGAUCUGUGCUGUAAAAGCUAAUAUUCUAAAGAACGAAGAAAAAAUCCGGAGGAUGGUUCUUAGUAUAAACCUGUCUUCAAGAAGGUGAAGAAGAGGGGGGAAAUAAAAGCCUUGGGACUGACUGACACUCCUACCAAAUAAAAACAGAAUAGUGGAGAAGUCGAAGAUAUGCCUUGUUUAGAUAUAAAAUGUUUAGAGACCAGAAGUCUAAAAAUUAUAUAAAAUCCCAUUAUUGCAUUGAUAUUACCCAGGAUAAAGUUAUAUUCAUUUGAAUGC
Eurypyga helias (sunbittern) is the source of this 1087-nucleotide messenger RNA. RefSeq names its product TRAF3-interacting protein 1-like. Gene Ontology annotation, cellular component: ciliary basal body; centrosome; axoneme. The annotation marks the transcript as partial. NCBI's taxonomy places the organism in Eukaryota, Metazoa, Chordata, Aves, Eurypygiformes, Eurypygidae. The transcript is spliced from 8 exons. Gene Ontology annotation, molecular function: microtubule binding. Gene Ontology annotation, biological process: cilium assembly; intraciliary transport; regulation of microtubule cytoskeleton organization. The record is from RefSeq and is a predicted model, not a curated record.